Molecule: messenger RNA, 390 nt
Organism: Adineta ricciae
Lineage: Eukaryota; Metazoa; Rotifera; Eurotatoria; Adinetida; Adinetidae
Source: the annotation of a GenBank genome assembly
AUGCAUCUAAUUCUCUUUGCUUCAUUUGUCCUUCCAUUACAUGCAUUGAAUAUUCCAAUUAGUCGAUUUCGUCGUCAAGCCAAUGGUUGUGGUCCUUCGAGUCUCAAUCUCGAUGAAUUUCUUCGUGAAAUAGGUGAAGAUAUUCUCAUUGUUUGCUGUAAUGAACAUGAUUUAUGUUAUGAUACAUGUGGAAAGAAACAAUUUAUCUGUGACACGUCAUUUCUUCGUUGUAUGCUUGAAAUAUGUCAACACUUAUCGCCAUUAUCGAAUGUCCAACGUUGUCAAAAUGACGCUCGAAUCUAUUUCUGGUUUGUUGUCUUCGGUGGCCAAUUUGCUUAUCAACAAUCACAAGAGCAACAUCAAUGUAAUACAACCAAAGAGAUUACCUGA